Messenger RNA from Hibiscus syriacus, 1225 nucleotides. Its product is annotated as zinc finger protein CONSTANS-LIKE 6-like. The record is from RefSeq and is a predicted model, not a curated record. Gene Ontology annotation, molecular function: protein binding. The coding region runs from base 64 to 1047 and encodes 327 amino acids. Gene Ontology annotation, biological process: regulation of DNA-templated transcription. Lineage: Eukaryota; Viridiplantae; Streptophyta; Magnoliopsida; Malvales; Malvaceae. Gene Ontology annotation, cellular component: nucleus. The transcript is spliced from 3 exons.
GUGUCUUUUCCUUCUUCAUAGAUCCCUUCUUUCUAAUUAUUUUCUCGGCAUCCAAACACAAAUAUGUGCAACAACAACAACAGUGUUAGACGGAGCAAAAGAAAACCCAAAGGUCGUAGUUUUUCUUUGGAACAUUCUCGUAAGACCCGAAGUAAAACGAGGAGACCGAAGUACCUCAGCCUUCAUCGCCUCGAAGAAAACCUGCCUCCGAUGUCGUCGGUAGCCGCCGGGGACAACUGCGAAGACGAAGGAAGCAAAGAGAUUACCGACAAGCAGCUUAAUCUCUUCCCGCUUCACCCCGAGAAUUUGGUCGAAGACAGGGACGACGCGCAGUACGAUAAUGUUUCCAUGCUCUUCGACACGACGGAGGAAGAAGGCGGUAACGCCGUCACGCUCAACGGUCUCUUGGACAGCGAGGGAAGCGAUAAUUACAAGAAUCGAACGGCGGCGACGGCGGCGGUAACGUCGGAAGAGGGCCCCUUGUCGCCUUCUUUGACGACGUACGGGUGUUAUGAUGAUCGUACGAGUUUUUCGCUUGUACGGACGGCCAUGAAAGGGAAGAAGGUGAGGGACGAGAGUGAGGAGAGAUGGGUGGUUUAUUCCGAUGUGGUGGAGAAGAAGGAGAUGGAAGAGGUGAGUAGCGGCGGAGACGGCGGUGCAUGGUGGAGUAGGAGGAAGACGAAGAAGCUGUUGGCUUUGAAGCUUGAUUACGAGGAGAUCAUGAAUGCUUGGUCUGAUAAGGGUACCCUUUACAUUGAAGGGGAGUCCCCUCAGACUGUUCCUCACUUGCAUGCAAAUGUUCUAUCCGGCGGUUCGGGGAGUGCUUCGAACGUGUGGAAGGUGCCGGAAAUGGCGGGUGGUUCGAAGAUCAAGGAAGAAGAAGACGGAAAGGAGCGUUGGAAAAAGGGGCAUAGAGAAGCGAGUGUUUUGAGAUACAAAGAGAAGAGGCGAAAUAGGCUUUUCGCCAAGCGGAUUCGGUAUGAAGUCCGAAAACUCAAUGCCGAAAAGCGCCCUAGGUUGAAGGGACGGUUUGUGAAGAGAGAUUGAGUUUGAAGAGAUGAAAUCGGCUAUUUGAAAUAAUGGUGGGAUGGAAAAUACUCUUUAUUAUAUUAUAAUGUCAGUGAGGUAUAGUUUAUAUCUGAUACUUGUAAAUAUGAAGGGUACUGUCAUUUGGAGCCCGCCAGCUAACUUUGUUUCCCUAAUUUUACUUUGGUAAAUGAUUUAA